AUGUACACGGUUGCUGAUAUGCAAAACUUUAUAACACUUCAACAUCGUGCUCAACUGGUGUCGAAAAAAUUCAGGUCUGCGAGAGAUGAAAUAGUGAUAAUUUGCAACCUUGGUCCAACACAAAUCACCCAGAUCCCAAAGAUCCUGCUAAGUGGUAGAAUCAACGACGAGUACAAAAACGUGACACCAGACAGGGGAGAUGCGCAAGCAGCCCAGACAAAAGCCGAAAAAGAUGCCAUUCGCGAGGCCAACAUCAAAGCUGCUAUCCAAGCUGUUAGAGAGAAGAGGGCUAAAAACCUCUCAGCUGCAGCUGGCCAGUUCAACGUGCCAUACCAUACCCUUCGUCGACGCCCACAAAUUCCAAAGCGAGAUCGGCGAGCAGAACAGGAGCGUUCUCAAGCUGCAUUCACCGGCACAAUCAAGACCAAGAAGCUGGAGGAGCUACGCGACUUAGCCGCAGCCUUGCGGUUACCUGAGACUGGACUCAAGGCUGAGGUGUUCCAGCGGAUUCUCCAGCACUUUGACGGCAACACUGACCUCAAGACAAAUCCACGGUAUGAGGGUUUAUUCAACCCUACCCGUUCUCGCAGGCGCCGUCUCGAUAACGGUGAUAACACUGCGGAAUUACCGCAGGACGCGAUUCCCCCAUCAAAUCCAGUUCGCGAGCCGUUCGGAUACCAACCUCAGCCUGCACCUCAACCCUCGAUGUCGAGAAACGAAUUUCCCCCACCUGGGUAUGCACCCCUACAUUAUCCAAUGCAGCAUCCUGCACCUCAGCCUCAACAUAUUUCGCACCCUCACUUUGCACCGGCGAGUCGCAGUAGCGCAGAUUUCCGAGUUGGUGAUAUGGUGCAGACUCAGCACAGCCUUUCGCGAUCCACAACGCUUCAAGAAGUUCAAAGUUUCAAGCCUGCGCUCGGAGAGUGA
Suillus subalutaceus is the source of this 927-nucleotide messenger RNA. RefSeq lists its product as uncharacterized. Bases 1 to 927 code for a protein of 308 amino acids. The record is from RefSeq and is a predicted model, not a curated record. Lineage: Eukaryota; Fungi; Basidiomycota; Agaricomycetes; Boletales; Suillaceae. The transcript is spliced from 6 exons.